AUGGAUUGGGGUGAAAGAACGAUCGUGGAAGAUCAGCAAAGUGUUGAUGGAUUGCGGGCGGAUACGCGACAUGAGCCACCGGCACAUCAGCAGCAGCAUCUGCUCCAGCAGCCACUGCAACAGCCGCUGCUCCAACCGGUCCAGCAGAUCCAUACGUAUAUGCCGCAAUCUACAACGCCUUCCCUUCAGCCUCCACCUCAUCAUAGUCCACUAUCACUGGCAAUUCCGAUUUCUGACGCACUGCGACAUCGCACUGCCGAAGCCGAUUCGAUAGGAUGCGUGGAAGUGCUGGCCACCGUGUGCUCGAUCGUGCUGAUGGUCCUGACCCUGCCGAUCUCGCUGUUUCUCUGCUUCAAGGUAGUGCAGGAGUACGAGCGUGCCGUCAUCUUUCGACUCGGUCGAUUACGUUCCGGUGGGGCGCGCGGUCCGGGCGUCUUCUUCGUCCUGCCCUGUAUCGACAACUACUGCAAGGUUGAUCUACGUACCGUGUCGUUCGAUGUCCCACCGCAGGAGGUACUGACGCGCGACUCCGUCACCGUGUCCGUCGAUGCCGUCGUGUACUAUCGCAUUCGGGAUCCGCUUAAUGCCGUAGUGCAGGUAGCCAACUACAGCCAUUCGACGCGGCUACUGGCGGCCACAACGCUUCGGAACGUGCUCGGUACGAGGAAUCUUUCCGAGUUGCUGACGGAAAGAGAAGCCAUCUCGCACUCGAUGCAGGUCACGCUGGACGAGGCUACCGAUCCGUGGGGUGUUCAGGUAGAACGUGUUGAGAUUAAGGACGUUUCACUGCCGGAUUCGCUGCAACGCUCGAUGGCAGCAGAGGCGGAAGCGGCACGCGAAGCCCGUGCCAAGGUGAUCGCCGCCGAAGGUGAGAUGAAAUCGUCCCGCGCACUGAAGGAAGCAUCCGACAUCAUGUGCGAAAGUCCGGCCGCACUACAGCUGCGCUACCUGCAAACGCUCAGCAGCAUUGCCGGCGAGAAGAACUCCACGAUCGUGUUUCCGCUGCCGAUCGAACUGAUCGGACCGCUGAUGAACUUUACGUCCUCGCUGGGGGUGCAGCGCACCACGGCACCGAUGCCGGCACCGUGUGGACCGUCCACGACGACCAGCACAUCGUCACCGUUGGACGGCCAUCCCGGGCAUCAACCGCCACUCGAGUAG
Molecule: messenger RNA, 1161 nt
Organism: Anopheles marshallii
Lineage: Eukaryota; Metazoa; Arthropoda; Insecta; Diptera; Culicidae
Product: band 7 protein AGAP004871-like
Exons: 3
Coding region: 1-1161 (386 amino acids)
Cellular component (GO): plasma membrane
Source: RefSeq, a predicted model, not a curated record